CCGCGUGCUCCAUGUCCAUCGCUCCUCCCGCACGCAAUCCAUCGAUGCACGGCGCCGUCGUCCAAGACCCCUCGUCCCCCGCCAUGGCCGCCGCCGUCGAUUACAUACCCGACAAGAAGCCCACCGCCAACUGCAGCAGCAUGCAGCAAAAGAGCAGCAGCUGCUGCAGGCUGGAGGGGAAGGUGGCCAUCGUGACGGGCGGCGCGCGGGGGAUCGGGGAGGCCAUCGUGCGGACGUUCGUGCAGCACGGCGCGCGCGUGGUCAUCGCCGACAUCGACGACGCGGCGGGCCAGGCCCUGGCGGCGGCGCUGGCGUGCUGCUACGAGCGCUGCGACGUGUCCGUGGAGGCGGACGUGGAGCGCACCGUGCGGCGCGCGGUGGCGCGGCACGGGCGGCUGGACGUGCUGUGCAACAACGCCGGCGUGCUGGGGCGGCAGGCCCCGGGGGACAAGAGCAUCCUGUCCCUGGACGCCGCCGAGUUCGAGCGCGUGCUGCGCGUCAACGCGCUGGGCGCCGCCCUGGGCAUGAAGCACGCGGCGGCCGCCAUGGUCCCACGCCGCGCCGGCAGCAUCGUGUCCGUGGCCAGCGUGGCCGGCGUGAUGGGUGGCAUGGGCCCCCACGCGUACACGGCGUCCAAGCACGCCCUGGUGGGGCUCACCAAGAACGCGGCCUGCGAGCUGGGGCGCCACGGCAUCCGCGUCAACUGCAUCUCACCCUUCGGCGUCGCCACCCCGAUGCUGAUCAACGCCUGGCGGCGUCGUGGCGACGGCGACGAGGACGACGACGCCAUGGCCGCCCCCAGUAGCUGUAGCUCGUCGUCGUUGGAUGUGGAGAAGAUGGAGGAGGUGGUGCGCGGGCUGGCCAAUCUCAAGGGCGCCACGCUGCGGGCCAGCGACAUUGCGGAGGCGGCGCUGUUCCUGGCCAGCGACGAGUCCACCUACGUCUCCGGCCACAACCUGGUGGUCGACGGCGGCGUCACCACCUCCAAGAACGUCAUCGGAUUGUAAGCAACAAGCUGCUGCAAUCUG
Setaria italica (foxtail millet) is the source of this 1028-nucleotide messenger RNA. Its product is annotated as sex determination protein tasselseed-2. NCBI's taxonomy places the organism in Eukaryota, Viridiplantae, Streptophyta, Magnoliopsida, Poales, Poaceae. The record is from RefSeq and is a predicted model, not a curated record. The transcript has a single exon. Bases 12 to 1007 code for a protein of 331 amino acids.